GAGUCUUUAUAAAGCCGGGAGUGUUCAUUGAAGAAACCUGACAGAGCUCAAGUUCAAGUCCACAGCAUCAACACGUGAAAACACACAACCGGAAACAAACAUUAGAUGUUUACUCUCCCUGAUGACUCAGCCGCUUCACUUCCUCCUCAGAGAGCCGAAAAUAAUCAUUUAAAACAUCUUCUGCACCCGGGACCCCGGAGCUGUCGACCCUCCAGCAUUGGCUUCCUCCGAGCAUCGCAGCCCCCAGCAGCAGCAGCGUCAGCCCGAGCAGAGCGCCUCUCCGCGGCGUUCGGGAGCAGAGAGCGGCUCGGUCCCUCCGCAGGAACAGCCCGGUGUUCAGGAGCUGCAGGAGCGGCUGAGCUCGACACCUGCCGCCGCCUCUGACCCUUCCUGCUCCAGAGAGAUGGCAGCGACCAAAGCGGAGCUGCUCCUGUCCGCCCUGCAGAUCUCUGACCCUCUGGCCGGCUUCCCACCGCCGCUCUCCCCGCUGGAGGGUUAUCCGAAGCUGGAGGAGCUGCAGAUGCUGCUGCAGAACGCCGCCGCCGGCGGCUCGCUGCUGGCCGCGUCAGCAGCGGAGGGAGCCGGGAUGCUGAGCGGGGAGCCCGGGGAGUACGGAGACUCUCUGUCGGAGCUCCCGGACCUGCAGAGUCUCCCCCCUCUCACCCCCCGUCUCCCCCCUCUGGCGUACAGCGGUCGCUUCACGUUCGAGCCGUCUGCCUCCGGCGGCUGUGGCGGCCUGUGGGCGGAGCCUUUACUCAGCCUGUUCACGGGGUUGGUCAGUGUGGCGACUCCUCCCUCUGCAGCCUGCGGCCUCUCCUCCUCUUCUUCAUCGGUGACAUCAUCAGUGACAUCAUCAUCGACGCUGUCCCAGCCGAGCUUCAGUUCCGUCCAGAUCAGCUGUGGCUCCGCCGACGUGGCCUCAGUCUUCUCUACCACGCCGACGUAUACCUCUGCCACCAGCUCCGACCUCCUCCUGCCCCCCGCUGACUCCCAGCCGCCCCCCCAGGCCUUCCAGCCGCAGGGCCCCCCCCCUGCCUACCCCUCCUCCCGGCUCAGCCUCCAGCCUAGCUCCUUGGCAGUGCCGAUGCUCCCGGACUACCUCCUGACGCAGCAGCAGGACACCGAGCUCAGCCUGAACCAGGACCAGAAACCCGUGCUGCCGCAGAGCCUGAACCCGCCGCCACAGCCUCCACUCACGCCGCUGUCCACCAUCAAAGCCUUUUCCUCACAGAUCCAGGCGCAGCCUCAUGGGUCCCCCUUCCAGGCCCAGCUCACCAAAUCCAGCCGGAUCAGGAAGUCCCCCGUAGGCCGGCAGUGCAAGACGCCCCCUCACGAGCGUCCGUACGCCUGCCCCGCCGAUGGCUGCGACCGCCGCUUCUCCCGCUCUGAUGAGCUGACGCGCCACGUGCGCGUGCACACGGGCCAGAAGCCCUUCCAGUGCCGCAUCUGUAUGCGCAGCUUCAGCCGCAGCGACCACCUGACCACACACAUCCGCACGCACACCGGAGAGAAGCCGUUCGCCUGCGCUGAGUGCGGACGCAAGUUCGCCCGCAGCGAUGAGCGCAAGAGGCACAGCAAGAUCCACCAGAGGCAGCGGGACCGCAAGACCGACAGGUGCUCCUCCUCCUCCUCCGCCCCCAUCCCCACCACCAAGCCCCCUGCCUACUCCUCCCCUCCUACCUCCUCCCCCUGCUCCUCCUACUCCUCCCCAGCUCACAGCUCCUCCUCCCCCCCUGCCUCACUCUUCCCCUCCUCGUCCUCCUCAGUCAGCAUGCAGGCCGCCUCCCCGUGCUUCACCUCCUCCUCCCUGUCACAUGUCUACACCUCUACACCAUCCCCCCACCUCUACACCUCCUCCUGCUCCUCCCCGAUGGGAAGUCCUCAGUCGGAGCUCCCCUCCCCCCACAGCUCCAACAUCUGCUGACAGACAGGAGGUCCACUCGUCCUAUUGUGACCUUUGACCUCAGACUGAAACUUUGCCUUGAACAUGAACGAUGAAAGCUGUAGACUUUAUUUUCGUGAUCGUCCAGUGGUGAUGAGGUCAAAGGUCAGUAGAUUGCCUGCGUCCUGUCCGUGUGGAGGAGCAGCCGACACGUUGCUGCGUUUCUGUGACUUUCUGUUUCUGCAAAAUAAUGAAUGAAUGUCUACAAGCUGCUGGUUCAUUUUGAGCCUUUUCAGCCACCGUAGUCAAUGUAAACGCCUUUGUUAGCGUUGGUCAGAUGUCGGGUUAAAACGUGACAUGAACUCAAACCUUCAACAGUGAACAAAAUGAGUUUCAAAAAAGGCUCUCUGAACCAAACUUCAUAGAGAAAACUGCUGAAUUUAAGAGACUUCACAUUCACUGAUUGCAAAGAGUUUCUUGUAUGAAUGAGUGUAAAUUCGAGCACUUCUGUAAGUGGAGUGUCUGUAUAUGAUGUUUACAUGUAGUAUAGUGUACAUACAUGAACAUGUACAUAGUGUUUUUUACCUACUGAGUAGGUUCUGGGACGUUUGUAUGUUUACAUUCAGGUCAGUGUUUCAUUUUAUACUGAACAUGUUUCCUCUUCAAGAGCCACAAGAAUAAAAUCCUGUUGGUGUUUGUA
This is a messenger RNA of Toxotes jaculatrix (banded archerfish), 2582 nucleotides long. RefSeq names its product early growth response protein 1-like. Lineage: Eukaryota; Metazoa; Chordata; Actinopteri; Toxotidae. The transcript has 2 exons. The record is from RefSeq and is a predicted model, not a curated record. Gene Ontology annotation, biological process: regulation of transcription by RNA polymerase II. Gene Ontology annotation, molecular function: DNA-binding transcription factor activity, RNA polymerase II-specific; RNA polymerase II cis-regulatory region sequence-specific DNA binding. Bases 404 to 1924 code for a protein of 506 amino acids.